AUGACGACAGCAAACAAGCCGCCGAUUGUCGUGGAAGACGUCGAGAUGGACGAAACGUUGGAUGCAGAUGACAUCGAGGAUGUUCAAAUGGAUGCAGCGAACGAAGAAGUUGAUACCUUUCUCCUGCAAUUGAAACUACAGAUGGACGAGCGCGAUGCUGCGGGAGUCUCGUUUAGCUUUGAAUCAUUCACGUCGGUCCUGGUGCAAUGCUUCGUCCCACUUCUCGAGCAUAGCUCGAUGCUACAGAUCGUACCGAUGAUCCACCUUCGGAUUGCUGAAGUCGACCACAAGUUCUUGGUGGAAGUGUUGUCCAACACCCACAUCUACGUCCCGCACGAACUCGUCACGAAAUCCACAUCAGGGAUGUCGACCACGUAUCAUCUGAACCUUCCGAUUCUGCGCACGCCUUUGAAGUGCGACUUUCUCCAAGCCGUGCCCAUGCUCGUCACUGAGUUCAUCAAGCAAAUGCACAUCUUUGAUCCCCAACCGCCACCUCCACCAACACCGGUACCAAAACCUGUCCAGUCACCGCCCUCGCAGCGCCCUCGUGCUAUCCCACCAGAGAGUACUGUGUUUCCACUCGCGCAUUUCCCUGGCACGCUAUAUCACGCGAACGAUAUCAAUGGCUCCGUCGUGACUGCCAUUCUCUUGGGGGUCACUCCCUCUUCGCUGUACAUUCUCCACUUUGGUCCCACAAAUCACCACCAUGACUUGGCAGUACUGCACCAAGUCAUUUCCCUCAAGGACAUUUCUCGAGUUGUCUUGAAGCGCGGCGAGAACAAGUCGUUCGUGGUGCAUUUCAAAACUGCGGGAGCUCCAUGCAAGCCGAUCUUUUCCCAAAGCAGCGAGCGCAUCGUCGCGAUGAUUCAAUCGUACAUGGAGAAGCACUCGGCCAAGCGCCGGCUCGACCAUGGAGGAGAAGACCCGCGGCCCCGCCACGUCAAGAAGGCGAAUGGGUUUGACAUGUCGUCCUUUUUCGCUAACAUGGAAAAAGCAACAAAGGAGGUACCCGAGUGUCCUGGAGGUCGUGCUGACCCAAGUUGCUGGUGGUAGCUGUCGCAAAAGGUCGUGGGUAGCUUCAACGAAGUGUCCAAGCUGCUAAGCGGGGAAGCGCCGCCGCUCACCCUUGCUGCCGUUUCCCAAAUGGAGGCCAACUUUUUUCGACGACCAGAUCCGCACCAGUUGUUUGCGAUCACAGAAGGGUACAAGUCGAUAGCACUGCAUCACGCGCAAACUCCUGGGGACGAACUGGUCGAUCAAGCAGAGACGAAUAUGCUCCUCUUCGUAAAGCAGCCCCAAGUCCAGCGCGUGCUGCACCGUCCCAACUAACUCCUCUGUGGAGAAAUGACAUGAUUGACUUAUGUAAUAACUUAGGACGCCGCUGUGUAGUCUAACUUCGGAAAAUACACUGUGAACGUCGUGCUGAGGGGCGGUGCCACCUGUGAUGCGGCGGUGGCUGCGUGGCUGGUCGACGCUCCCCCCUUGGUGUCGCGAGCUUGUUUGAGCUGCUCGAAUUUGCCCUUGACGAAUUGCGUGGAUGCAAACCACCAGUCGCUCGGCGGCAGGUUGCUCUCGUGGUGGGAGGAUAGCGACCCGCCGCCGACGGAGGCCCAGCGGGGUGGAAGCGUCGUCGACUGGCCCAGGCGGAAGGCGUCCAGCAUGGUGAUGCUUGGUCAAGAGAGAUCUCGAAAUGCCACCGGUCGACGCACUCGUCUUUUGCGCCAGACUCUUCGAAUCACGAGGCCGGCGAU
Messenger RNA from Aphanomyces invadans, 1751 nucleotides. RefSeq lists its product as hypothetical. The record is from RefSeq and is a predicted model, not a curated record. The transcript is spliced from 5 exons. Bases 1 to 1053 code for a protein of 350 amino acids. Lineage: Eukaryota; Oomycota; Saprolegniomycetes; Saprolegniales; Verrucalvaceae.